Hevea brasiliensis (rubber tree) is the source of this 660-nucleotide messenger RNA. Its product is annotated as secreted RxLR effector protein 161-like. Lineage: Eukaryota; Viridiplantae; Streptophyta; Magnoliopsida; Malpighiales; Euphorbiaceae. The transcript has 2 exons. Bases 1 to 660 code for a protein of 219 amino acids. The record is from RefSeq and is a predicted model, not a curated record.
AUGGAAAAGAUUCUAUAUAGUUGUGCUAUUGGGAGCUUGAUGUAUGCCCAAGUAUGCAGUCGUCCUGAUAUAACAUUUUCUAUUAGUGUCCUUAGUAGAUACUUGAGUAAUUCUGGAUGGAGUCACUGGAAAUCUGCAAAGAAAGUUAUGAGAUAUUUGCAGGGUACUAAGAAUUAUAUGUUGACUUACGAAAGAUCUAGCAAUCUAGAAGUUAUUGGGUACUCUGAUUCUGACUUUACAGGCUGUGUAGAUGAUAAAAAAUCUACUUUUGAUUACAUCUUUAUGAUGUCUGGAGGAGCUGUUUCUUGGAAGAAGUAUGUUGCUUGUUAUGAGGCGACUUGUCAAGCUAUUUGGUUAAAGAAAUUGAUUUCUGGUAUGUUUGUUAUUGAGAGCAUCUCAAGGCCCUUGACCAUUUAUUGCGAUAAUGCUCUUGCUGUUUGCUUCUCUCAAAAUCAUAGGAAUUUUAGUCGACCUAAUCAUUUUGAUGUCAAAUUCCUGUUUGUUCGAGAGAAGAUUCAUGAAUCACAUACUCGAAUUGAACAUAUUACUACGGACCGAAUGAUUGCAGAUCCAUUAACCAAAUCUUUGCCCAUUAGUGUUUUUCAGAAGCAUGUUGGACAUAUGGGUGUACUGAAAUCUUUUGAUGAUGCUUUGGUUUAG